This is a messenger RNA of Saprolegnia parasitica CBS 223.65, 1679 nucleotides long. RefSeq lists its product as hypothetical. Gene Ontology annotation, biological process: proteolysis. The record is from RefSeq and is a predicted model, not a curated record. Gene Ontology annotation, cellular component: mitochondrion. The transcript is spliced from 7 exons. The coding region runs from base 63 to 1487 and encodes 474 amino acids. Gene Ontology annotation, molecular function: metalloendopeptidase activity; metal ion binding. NCBI's taxonomy places the organism in Eukaryota, Oomycota, Saprolegniomycetes, Saprolegniales, Saprolegniaceae.
UCUUGCCGGCGGGCUUGCGGUGCGUGCCAUCCUCCAUUUGUUUUCGCGAGGCUUCAUCCAGCAUGCGCUUCCUCCACCUCCAGCGCCAUCUCCUCAAGCACAAGGCCGCGCCGUUCACGGCCAUCCAAGCUUCGCGGUCCUUCUGCGCGCGGCCCGACGCCGGCCCGACGCUCACGCAGUACGUCCACACCAAGGAAGCGACGACCGAGCCCAUCCUCAAGCCUGACCUCGCAUCGUUCAAACGCCAGCUGAGCCUCGACGAGCCCAUGCAUGGUUUGCCCGUUCUCAAGCCCGCGAGCCAGCUCAAGGCGCCGCAGACAGAAACGACGGUGCUGCCCAACGGUCUCCGCGUCAUCUCGCAGGAGACGUACGGCCAGGCCACGACGAUCGGGCUCUUUGUCGACGCGGGAAGCCGCCACGAAACCAACGACACGACGGGCAUCACGCACAUGAUGGAGCACCUCGGGUUCAAGAGCUCGACGACCCGCUCCCACGCGGAUCUCGUCCGCGAGUUUGAAACCAUUGGUGCGCAAACCACCGCGUCGAGCGGCCGCGAGCAGAUCAUCUACACGAUCGACGUGCUUCGCGACAACGUGGACCGUGCGCUGGAGCUCCUUGCCGACUCGAUCCUGCACCCGGCGCUUCUUCCCGACGAAAUCGAGCUCACCAAGUACAUUAUGAAGAUUCAGUCGGAAGAUUUGGCCGAGAACCCGCAAACGCUGCUCCUCGAGCGCAUCCACUCGGCUGCGUACGGCGCCCACGCCACGCUUGGGCGGCCGCUGCAGUGCCCCGAAGACAAGGUCGACGCACUCACCGUCGAGACCGUCCGCGCGUAUCUCCGCAAGUUCUUUGUCGCGCCGCGCAUGGUGCUCGCAGGCUCGGGCAUUGAGCACAGCGUGCUGGUUCAGAAGGCGGCGUCGCUCUUUGGGUCGGUCCCGCCCGCGACCGAGGCCGUCAACGUCGACAGCAGCGUCUACACGGGCGGCCUCGUCACGAUCGAGAAGGACGAUAUGCCUUUCUCGUAUGCGGCGCUCGCCUUCCCGACCGGCGGCUGGCACGACAAGGAUCUGGUGCCCGUGUGCGUCUUGCACACGCUCUUGGGUGGCGGCGACUCGUUCUCGGCCGGCGGCCCGGGCAAAGGCAUGUACUCUCGUCUCUACACGCACGUGCUCAACCGGUACUACUGGGUCGAGUCGGCGCUCGCGUUCUCGUCGCUGCACUCGGACAGCGGCCUCCUCGGUAUCUACGGCGCGUGCAUGCCCGAGCACACGAGCCAGCUCGUGGGCCUCCUCGUCAACCAAAUGUUGGCCGUCGCCAUGAACGGCGUCGACGAGACGGAGCUGAGCCGAGCAAAGAACCAGCUCAAGUCCUCCGUGUUGAUGAACCUCGAGUCGCGCAUGAUUCUGUACGAAGACAUUGGCCGGCAACUGCUCACGUACGGCAUCCGCGAGAGCCCGACGUCAUUUGCGGCAAGAUCGACGCGGUGACGAAGGAGGACCUCCAGCGCGUCGUGUUUGCGGCCAUGCAGCAAAAGCCGAGCCUCGUCUACUGCGGCAAGAUCAACGAGUUUCCCGAGUACGACCAGGUCGCGCACGCGAUCGACCAAGUGUUCAAGGCGUACAAGUAAUGCAGCGUCGUCAAUAAUACGGAAUAAAGGCGUAGAUAGAUUAGAGAACGAU